AUGGGUGUCGUUCAAUCAAAACGACGCACAAAGAAUCAUAAUCUUGAUCUAUCUUCGUCACCAACACGCCCUCAACAUGCCUCCUUGUUCACUGAAAGAUCAGCUUCCUAUACAGGGGAACCUACCAACGGCAAACGCAGCACCCACCACAGCACACUUCCUCGUCAUGCUAUUCGUUCCAUCUCUGAUGACGUCGUACUCGUUAAACGCAACAACACAUUAGCUGUACGCAAUAACAAAGCGCGACGUCAACUUCAACCUGAAGGCUAUGUUGGCGUUGAAUCCACCAGCCGCUUCUUGCCAGAAGAUUGGGAAGCCCAAGAUAGGGAUAUCUCUUUGCAUUUUGCGCUGAAACGGCUAUUGGAUGGCAACCUAUCGCCUAUUGCUAUGGAUCAUCUUCGAAACCGAGUUUGCAAUGUUGUUGACCUUGGAUGUGCCAAUGGUGCAUGGCUUAUGGAUAUGGCUACACAGUUCCCUGAUUGUAGCUUUGUUGGCAUUGAAUUCUCGGCACAAAGCACACUUGUCCCACAAAUGCUGACACUGCCCAAUGUUCGUACAGAGACUACCUUUGGUAAAUUGGAUCAACAUUUAUCAUUGGAAAGCGCUAGUGUCGAUUUGUGUCAUAUGCGUGCACAAGGCUUAGAAUUUGAUCAGCGAGAUUGGAUGCAUCUACUAAGCGAAGCUUAUCGGGUGCUCAAACCUGGGGGCCUCCUUCAAAUAGUAGACGGCCAUUUUGCCAUGAAAGGAACCGUAUUGAUCGAAUCCUUUUUUGACACUGUACGCACUCUCAUGCAAGAGCAAGAUCGUGAGUUUGAUAUUGCCCUCAAGUAUGAGCAGCUUUUAGAGCAAUCAGGAUUCCAAUUACUGGAGAAAAAAUGCAAAACCGUACAAUAUGCUGCCGAUGAAUCAUCGAGCGAAGAUUUUACCGUAGUCAGCCUACGUGCCCUUGAGAAUGCCCAAGAACUACUAUCAGAGCGCAUGGGGCUGGAUGAUGAAGAAUACCAACAACGCGUAGAGAUGGUGUGUGCACAAUGCGUUCAACGUGGUAGUGGGUUAGAUUGGUACGUUUAUGUUGCACGAAAGCCUUGGACGCGAUGA
Lichtheimia ornata is the source of this 1098-nucleotide messenger RNA. RefSeq lists its product as uncharacterized. NCBI's taxonomy places the organism in Eukaryota, Fungi, Mucoromycota, Mucoromycetes, Mucorales, Lichtheimiaceae. The transcript has 7 exons. Gene Ontology annotation, molecular function: methyltransferase activity. The record is from RefSeq and is a predicted model, not a curated record. Bases 1 to 1098 code for a protein of 365 amino acids.